AUGCCAUUGAUCAAUAAUGAUAAAUUAUACCUCAACUUUAUUUCCACAGUUAUCAAGACUCAUUACGAAAGUAAAUAUGUGCCCUUGGAAGAUAACCAAAAAAUAAGGACUUUGAAAGUCAAUCCCAAUGCAACGAAAGUUCCACUAGUAAUGAUUCAUGGCUUUGGAGCAGGUUUGGGUUUCUGGGCUAUGAACGUUGAUGCCCUCGCUAAAGAAAGGACUGUCUAUGCCAUUGACGUGCUGGGAUUUGGCCGCAGCUCCCGCCCUCACUUUAGUUCAAAAGCAGAAGAGGCCGAAAGUCAAUUUGUGGAGUCAAUAGAACAAUGGCGACAUCAGGUCGGCUUGGAAAAGUUUGUACUUCUUGGACAUAGUUUUGGUGGUUACCUUGCAAGUUCCUAUGCUCUAAAACAUCCGUCCCGAGUUCAACAUCUAGUCCUGGUGGAUGCUUGGGGUUUCCCUGAGAAACCCUCAGAACUUGAGUUUACCAUACCUUGGUGGGUUAAAGCUUUGGCCACAGUAUCAAGGUUCUUUAAUCCAUUUGCAGGAAUCAGAGCUGCUGGUCCUUGGGGUAUGUAAUUUCAAGCAAUUCCAAAUAAUUCUUGAUUUUUGACUAAUUUCUAACGUGGUUGUUUUUUUCUAGAAUUUAAAUCAAAACAAUUUGGCAAACGUAAACCCUUGUUAUUUUAUCACCAGCAUCAAUAAAUUAUUGGGUGUUGAAGGAAGUUUUCCCAGAGCACUGCAGCUAAGACCCUGAUACCCCUAGCCUUUACCAGACUAUAUUCAACUGGGAUUGUGCCACCCUACCUAUCCCAGACUGUAGACCUGAACCAGAAACCCUUUUUCAGACCAAAUCUCACUGCAAUCCCAUUCCUGACCAAACUGCUUUAAAAUUAAUACCCUUCACAGCAACAUAAUGACAAUCCCCUUUCUGAGGCUUUUAAUAAAAAGCCAGCCACGUUGAUUGUUUUAGCCAGAUUUAUUUUGAGGCUGCAGUUAUAGAAAUUGACGAUUUUGGUUUCCAAAAAAAAAAAACUUGCUAGGCAGUCAGGAUUGUACAGAUGACAAAGUCACACAAUAACAUUAUGUUGCCGUGACAAUUGGCAUCUUUUUGUGGCUAUAAUUAAAUAGACAAUAGUAUUGUACAUAUACAUGUAAUUUAUUGUUUUUUUAUUAUUUUAUAUAUUCGGUAGGUCCAUCACUGGUUCAGAGGUUUAGACCAGACCUUCAAAGAAAAUACUCAAGACUUCUAUCAGAUGAAUCAGAUGACACAAUCUUCAAUUACAUCUACCACUGCAAUGCUCAAAAACCGAGGUAUGUACUCUAAUUUUGGCAGUUUGUAAUAGUCUGCAGCGUGCAAAGAAAGUGCUGUCCAAUAGCCCGGGGCUAGUGGAUUUUGCUAUUGGGCUAGUGAAUUCUGUUUUUAACUUGCCCGAUGGGCAAGUGAGGUUUUUUGAGGAAUGUGAAUAACAGAAGAACUGUGAAAUCAAUUCUGCUAGUCAAAAAGCUUUUGGGGCUAGAUGAAAUGACGUCUGGGCUAGUAAAUGCAGCUUCAGCUUGCCUGAAUGGAAAGCUGUAAAAAUGAUUUUCUUUGCAGCCUGAGUCUGUCAAGCAAUAAUGCGCAAGACAAUGUUAUUAAGAACUUUGUGACUCCAGCUGACUCCCUCACUUGCAAAUGUGACCCCUCUAGCCACUUACUUGGAAGGAAAGGUGGAUACUUUAAGACCCAAAGGGAAUGCAAAGAAUGUUCUGUCUCCAUCUCUGGAUGUUUUGUCAUCACUUCCUCCAAUUAUCCAUUAGGAAAGAAAAUAAUCAUAAAUUAUUUUAUUUUAAUAACAGAAUUUUGCUCUUUUUUGGUUAGUGGGGAGACGGCUUUCAAGAACAUGAAUGUUUCUUAUGGCUGGGCCAAGUUUCCUAUGAUCGACAGAAUUUCCGACGUGGACAAAAACAUUCCAAUAACUAUGAUCCAUGGUAGUGAAUCAUGGAUUAGCGUUGAGAGUAGUUAUCAAACUAAGUAUUUGAGAAAAGAUAGUUUUGUGGACAUCAGAAUCAUUGUAGAUGCUGGACACCACGUUUAUGCUGAUCAGCCUGACAAUUUUAACAAGCUUGUGGACAAAAUUUGUCGAAAAGAGGAUAGAAAGACAAAUGCAGUUACACACUAA
Messenger RNA from Porites evermanni, 2159 nucleotides. The record is from the annotation of a GenBank genome assembly. Lineage: Eukaryota; Metazoa; Cnidaria; Anthozoa; Scleractinia; Poritidae.